GUGCGCCGGGCUUCCUGCUCCGUGCUGACUGGAUGCGGACAAUGCGCCGGCGGACUGCACUUUGGUUCCGCGCUGAUGGCGGGAGGGGAUCGGACGACGGAGGGUGCGGCCAGUUAAUGAUCAGCGUCCGGAGGUGAGGUCGGAACAGCGAAGCCGUCAUGGAGCCGGGGGGCAGGCGACUGCCCACCCUCUUCCCGACCGGGGACAGCCGCUUCCCAGCGCCGCAGGCCACUGUGUUCGGGCAGGCGAGCGAGGCGGGGCCGCCUGUCGGCUUCGGGCAUCCCGUCGGCGGGGCGGCGAGCUCGGCGCUGCCGGCCGCUUACGGCCCCGCUCCUGGGCCGAGUCACGUAUUCAGCUUCAAGCCCCUCAACCCGUUUCCCGCUCCCGCAAGCUUCGGUAGAUCGACGGGGGGAAACUUCGGGCACCCCGAGCCAACCUUCAGCUCGCUCGGCCACCCCGACUUACAGCGGGCCCGAGCUGCCGGUCUGGACGCCGCCAAAGCACCCAAUAAACUCCCAUCCUUUCACUUCUCGCAGGCCCCGAGCAGUGGGGGUGAAGCGGGCGUUUUCGGUUUACCACAGAGUAAGGCUGGCCCCUCUGCCCCCGUUUUCAGUUUCUCACAAGCCGCAAGCAGCUCUCCCUCCAGCUUCUUCGGGCUACCUCGGCCGAAAGCUACCACCAGUUUACCAGAUGCCUUUAGCUUCUCUCAGCCGACGGCCGUGGGCAGUUCUGCCGAAAGCUUUCGCUUUGUCCAGCCGGCCCCGUUCACCUUCUCGCAACCAAGUGUAGCUGGCUCAGUGGAUGCAUUGGCGUCAAACAAGACAUUGGGCAGCGAAGAAAAAACGGGUCAGAAACCGGUUUUUGGUGUGAGUGAUGCUAGCCCUUUGUUGGCAUAUGAUGGGAAACGUGGUGCAACGGGAGUCGGUGGAAUUCCGGCAAGGAUUGGGCCUGUUCCAAAGUAUGAAGUGGAGGAAGAACAGUUGGCUACCAAGAAAGGGGUAAAAAGAAAAGACAAACGGGACAAGUCACCACAACAGUAUGAACACAGUCCUGCUAAAGAACAAGCAGUAGGGACGAUAAGCAGGCUGUCUUUGGGGAAACGGCCAGUGAAAGUUGCACCAUCAAUGGGAGUCUUUAAUCGCACCCUUCGCGAUGUGUUGAAAGGUAGGAGGGAAACAAAGAGAGACAGCGCACCCUCGGAAGAUGAGACAAUUGAAAGAUUAAAGCUACUGUCCGAAACGAGCAUUCCCUUGAAGUGGCCUGGUCGUAUGAGAAAAGAAGAAACAAAAAAGAAAUCGAGAGAUGAUUUUUCUGGUAAGACUGCUUCUCGGAGACUACGCCGAGGUGAUAGUACAGACAGCCAGUCCAGCACUCCUUUAUCAGAACUCACUGCCAUCCAGUGUAAAAACAUCCCAGCUGACCUUAACAAAAAGGAGAUCAUUAGGGAGCACUUCUCUCAGUAUGGCAAAGUGCAGCGAGUGUAUUGCCAAACCAGUAAGAACCUGGCUGUGGUUCAUUUUGCCAAUCAUGUAUCAGCAUCCACUGCAAAGAGGAAUGGGAAGACAUUAUGCAAGCAACGUAUUGAAAUAUUUUGGCAAAGGAAGAAAAACAGUCCUGGAAAAAAAUCUUCAUGGGAAGAAAAAGAGAAACCAAAAGGAGAUGAAGAGAAGCCUUGCAUGGAUAAACCCAACACUGAGCUUUCACCUUUACACAAUCCUACUGCAAAAGCUGCUGCUGUAGGAAGUAUGGCAAACCGGUCGCCAGUCAAGAAUGCAUCUUCAAAGAGCCAAAAACCAGAGAGUGAACCUCAACAUUCGCCAGAGAUGGAAGAUCCGGUGAUGAUAUCUGAGCGUAUAGGGACUCUACCUUCUUCUCUCAGUCAUCUGAUCGGCACAGUGGCUGUUAAUCCAGAGGAGAAAUAUCGGGUACUUGACCAACGAGACAAGUUAAUGAGACAAGCCCGAGUGAAAAGAACUGAUCUGGAAAAGGCUAAAGCUGUGGUGGGGACCUGUAUGGACAUGUGCCCAGAGAAGGAGCGUUACAUGAGGGAGACAAGAUACCAGCUCAGUCCUUUUGAAAUCAUACCUGGCACUGACAAGGUUAACCAUGAAGCUGCAGUCAAGGAAUAUAGCAGGUCAUCAGCAGAUCAGGAAGAACCUUUACCCCAUGAACUUCGCCCUGCCUCCGUGUUGAAAUUAACAAUGGAUUAUUUAGUGACUCAGAUCAUGGAUCUGGGUGAAGGCAAUUACCGGGAAUGGUAUGACUUUUUGUGGAAUCGAACUCGUGGAGUGAGAAAGGAUAUUACACAACAGCACCUAUGUGAUAAGAUGACAGUGGCACUAAUUGAGAAGUGUACACGAUUCCAUAUCCACUGUAGUCAUCAUCUCUGCGAGGAGCCAAUGUCCUCCUAUGAUGCUAAGAUAAAUGAUGAAAACCUGACUAAGUGUUUGCAAAGCCUGAAAGAAAUGUACCAGGAUUUAGCCACCAAGGAAACCUACUGUGAGAAUGAGGCGGAAUUCCGGAGCUACCAUGUUCUGCUUAAUCUCAAUGAGGGAGAUAUUCUCCGGGAAGUCCAGCAGUUUCGCCCAGUCAUCCGCAACUCUCCAGAGGUGAAGUUGGCAGUCCAGGCAUUUGCUGCUCUAAACAGCAACAACUAUGUGAGGUUUUUCAAACUGGUCAAGGCAGCCUCCUACCUCAGUGCCUGUAUACUGCAUCGCUACUUCAAACAGGUUCGGCGGGAGGCUCUCAAGACUUUGAAUUUUGCUCUCACAGUGAGCUCUCAGCGAUCCACCAUGUUUCCAAUGGAUACUCUUGUUAGAAUGUUGCUGUUUAAAGACUGCGGAGAAGCGGCAGAAUUUGCUAGGGACUAUGGGCUGAGUGUGAGUGAUUGGUGUGUUGAACUGAAUCGUUCAGCGUUAUGUGAUCCAGAUUUUGUACUGUUGCCCAAGAAGUCCUUGUUUAUUGAUCGGAAACGCACCACUCUGAUUGGUGAAGUAGUGAAUGGCGGACCACUUCCACUGUUCAUACCCCAUGUCCCUGUUUUGAGCUUUGACAGUCAAGGGCGAUACAUUGGAGAGUGCUUUGAGCCAAGUAAUGUGGGUCAGAAAUUGAAUCUACAAGAUGAUCAUGAAGCAGAACCAAAAGUUCAACCUCAGCCUGAAACAUCAUCCAUGACAGUAUUACUCAAGGAGCAAACUCCAGCUCAAGAAAUAUUUCCUGUCGAACAGCCUUCUCAGCCAUCAAUACCCCCGCUACUUCAGAUUCUCACUUCUCCUCCAGCAGCUUCACUCUCUGUUGCACCUCGGGCGCCCUCUGCACCUCCUCCAAAACCACAGCUAGCCUAUCCUGAGAAGAUGAUACUUGAUGUGGUGAAAGACUUGGUCAAGGAAAUGGUAAAGGAUGUUCUUCAUGCGGAGUGUAAAGAAGUGGCAAAAGCAGGAGCAACUUAUGCUGCUGAAGCCAUCAGCAUGUCAGACGUGUCCACUGAGGAAUUAAUUGCAGAAGUUACCACAGAGAUGCUGAAGGAAACAUCAUCUGAGGAAAUUCAGGCUGAGAGACAGAGGAUUGAAGAUGAAAAGCAUAGGAUUGAACAGGCCAGACUGAAGCAGGAAUGGGAAUUGUGGAAGAGCCGCUACAGUCGAGCACUCUGUGAUGAGCUUACGGAUCAAGUUGUGGAAUAUGCUGUAAGAAAAUGUGCCACUCAGGAGCUAAGCUUUGCAGUGGAAGAAGACAGGAGGGCACGUAUCGACCGCUGUUCCACAGAGCUCUGUAACUACCUCAUCAAAGAAACAUUGGAGAGUGAGAUCUUCCAGGCUGUGAAGGAGACACUGCAGGAAGUUCAUUGUUUCUGCAAAUACUUAAAGAAAUGGAGAGCAACAGCAGAGGCUCGGAAACGCCUGAGGAAACAAAUGUGGAUGUUCCCAGCAGCUCCGGGAAGUGUGGGUCUUGGCUGCAAACUCAGUCCCCAAAAGAGGAGCCCAGAGAUACCCCCAGAAGACAACCUCAGCAUUUCUUGUACACGGUUGCUGCAGAGGAGAAAGGAGAUAGCUCAUCAAAUUAGGGUUCAGAAUUUCUAUCAACAGCUUCUCUGUCAGGCUGCCUGGACCCCUUUGGAUUUGUUCACACUGGUUGCUGAAAGCUUCCCAAUUCGUCAGAAGAGAAUCUUCUGGAAGGUUGUACUACUGUUGCCAAGUGAUGAAGAAUGUGGACUUGGUGACACCAACAGAAUUUUGAUUGAUUGGCUGAAAGCAAAGUUCCGAGGAAAUGAAUGUGUGGAGGAUCUCGGCAGUGAUGCUGACAAUGUCAUUCAGACACACCAAUGCAAAGCUGUGAGCAGUAAUGAAGCAAUCAAUGAGCUUGUAUACAUCUGCGUAAAGGUGACCAAAGGCCCUCUGAGUGACACAGACGUAGAUGAAGUGGAACAGCGGAAAGAGCUUUUGGGAACAACAGCCCUGAUUCUCUUGCUCCCAGCUCGUGUAGAAGGCUCAGACCAGGAUGAGGAGGAAGUCUACUGGCUCUCUGCUAUGCUUCAAGUCAGACAGCUCUUACAAGCAAAACCUUUAAAUCCUGCAGUCCCACUGGUCAUCCUUGUUCCCAGAGAGGGAAAGCCAUUGAGUGAAGAAGAGGUGAUAGACGGUCUAAAGCUUGAAGCGCUAGUGGCCACUCAUCUUGUGUCCGAAUUUUUCAUUGUCCUGAUCCCUGAGAAAAUCAACGAUCUUCAGGGAUCAAACAAGGUCUCUGCAGCAGUAAGCUGGCUUGCCUCACGUUGUCCAUCACCCCCGGAGGUCUGCUGCCAGACUCUGAUGCAAUUCAUUGAGGACGGACUGUGCCGAGAGUUUAGCGACCAAUUUUACAAUGAUAAAUCUGAAAGGCAAUCAGCUACAUUGCCUUCCCAGGACCCCAGCUCCAUCAUUGAGCUGUACAAUGACGUGCUGCAAUUCCUUUCAGAAGUGGUAUCCUCUGAACAGCUAUACAAUCUUUCCUGGCCAGUGGCAGAGUUCUCUGGACCCACAGCUAAUGAAAUACUGGCACAUAAAGAGUGGAAUUCUAGUAGCCAUCUGGCCUGGCUGAAGAAUGCAGUGUUGUCUUUUCAGUUGCCAGUGAUGGAUCUACCUCCCUUGAAUGCUCCAUGGCCUAAGGUCUGUGAUAUGAUCUUCCAUUAUGUGUCUCAAGUGCCAUGGUCCCAGCAAGCUUGUCCACUGCUCCUUUCCAAGGUUGAACAACUCCUGAACAGAAUUCGUGACAGGUGGAGAGAGAGCUGUUUUCUGAUGCUGGAAGCCUCAGCAGAUGAGGGGCCCUCAGUAUCAGAAAUACCCUGGGAUGAAAUUAUUGCCUAUUGCAUUGAUCAUCGGCUAAGAGAGUGGAAGCCCCUAAUCCCACCCUGUUCUGCAGAAGCUGUGAGUGAAGAUGGGCAGAUCCUUGUCUAUUAUUUCCAGGAUGACCUUAAAAAAUAUAAACUGCCCAUAAUGUGGCAACGGGCACGAUCACAGACCCAAAUGGAAAUCCAAGAAGCCUCUAAAAGGUUGUCACAGAAACAGGCUUGCUCUUCGAUUAAGCGGAAAUUGGACUUUAAACCAUAUGCUGAGAAAGUCAGCUCUGAAGAAACCCUUCCAGAAAGGAGUGUUUCUGCUCUGGACAUCACUCGUACUUACUCAGCAGAGGAACUUCUGCCGGAGCGGUUACGGUCAGGACUGGAAAUAGAAAGAGAGGAAAAUCGAAGGUGCGAAGAACAACUCUACCGCUGGCUCGAUGAAGGUCCUUUAGAACCAGUCGCUCUUCCCUUGUACCUCCCGCAGUCUUUGGCCUCUGCUGCUGAACUUGUCGUCCCCAGGCUCCAAGCUUCAGCUCUGUCCUCGCCACAGGAUGUUGCUAAUAAGGGGCAUAGUGAGGAAUCCAAUACAAAUGACUCUAACUGGCUAAAUGAUUCAACAAUGACUCUAUCAGACAAACUGAAAGAAUUUACAAGGUUGAUCCAGGCCAGUCGAGAGGAAGAAAUAACCUGUGAACGUCACCUAUCAAUAUUACUGGACUUAACGGACACAUGAUGAAAUUAGCAGAAGGAGCCCAUACCUCUGGUAUUAUGUAUAUACUUGUAACAAUUGGGUGAAGUGUAACUUGAGAUCAUUUCUACCCAGCUGAAGGUGUUUUCCCUUUGUCUCAUCCUUCGACACGUGCAUUCCUUAUUUGUCACAGCCAUUUGGAUUCUAUGACUGAUGUAUAAUGGAAUAUGACCUAAUGUUUAUUCAAGCAUUGUUGUUUCCCAGUUUUGAUUGCUGCUUACAUUUGUUAUUAGUAACAGAAAACGUGCUUUGCAUUUGCCGCAAUAAAGUCAUGCUUGCUAUAGGCUUCUGUUGAUGUAAUGCUAUUUAACAAAUGCUCUAUUUCUGGUAAAGGAUGUGAGUAGAGAUUACAAGGUCCAGGCCUAGUAUUCAGUGGCAAAUUAGAGUAGUUGGAAAGACUCCAAUGAUAAAUGUUGUAUUUUACCAUGCGAAGUAGUGCCUCUUAGGAAAUAAAUAUUUGGGCUAUUUGGCUUACUGGUUUUUAAGUACUUUUUUGUUUGGUGUGCUUUUCUGAUAAUUUGU
Messenger RNA from Pristis pectinata (smalltooth sawfish), 6581 nucleotides. RefSeq names its product minichromosome maintenance complex component 3 associated protein (gene mcm3ap). Bases 159 to 6044 code for a protein of 1961 amino acids. Gene Ontology annotation, biological process: mRNA export from nucleus. NCBI's taxonomy places the organism in Eukaryota, Metazoa, Chordata, Chondrichthyes, Rhinopristiformes, Pristidae. Gene Ontology annotation, molecular function: RNA binding. Gene Ontology annotation, cellular component: cytoplasm; nucleus; transcription export complex 2. The record is from RefSeq and is a predicted model, not a curated record. The transcript has 29 exons.